This is a messenger RNA of Megalobrama amblycephala (Wuchang bream), 1153 nucleotides long. RefSeq lists its product as uncharacterized. The record is from RefSeq and is a predicted model, not a curated record. The transcript has 4 exons. Lineage: Eukaryota; Metazoa; Chordata; Actinopteri; Cypriniformes; Xenocyprididae. The coding region runs from base 533 to 1153 and encodes 206 amino acids.
CCAGGUACAAGUUAAUGCUGUUUCUUUGUUCAAUGUGCACACUGUACACUGUAAAUUCUAACAAGUUCAGUUUACUUAAAAAAAGUUUGGAAACCGAUUGCCUUAUUUUUGCAACGCAAACUUAAAGGGAAAACUGAAGUUAAGUUAAUAAUCUAUUAAAAGUAAAGAAAUCUAACUCUUCCCAAGUAAAUUAAGUAAUAAAUAUCAAGUUAGUUUAAUGUCAAUUCUAGUAAACAUACUCUAGAAUAUUUACUAAUCUUACUUAAGAUUUAAUAGUAAGAUUACACGAGAAAUUCCAUUUAACUAACAGUGUUAUAUUGUGUUCUGCAAACAUAAAUACUAUUAUUCUCAACAUGGCUUUAAUCUGCCAUUUUAUGCUACGUAGACUUAAAAAACUAUGUGCAAUCGGUUUCCACAUUUUCUUCAAGUAAAGUGAAAGAAGAAUAGUAUGUUGUACUGACAAAAGCUUUGUUAGUAUAGUUCACUUACAAGUGCCCAACCAAAGAGUAGUUUUACGCCCCUGUUGUUCCUCAUGCGUCCAGUAGGGGGAGGCUGUAUAUUAGUAUAUGAGCCUAGUCAUCAGAACAGCAGACCAUAUCUGUAUGAUAGCAGCAGACCUUUUUUGAAGCGAUACGAAUUGAGCUUGCGUGACAUGGCUUCUUCUGGGGAAGAAAUAAUAUCUGUACAGAGAGGUUGCAACUUACCUGCGCUUAACAGAUGCACCUCCUGCUGUUCCCUAUUUCACUGUCCUUUCUGUAAUUCUGAUUUUUUCAAGCCCUCAAAGAAAAGUAAAGUACAAACUCAUCUUAAGCUUCACUUUUCUAGGGCAGUCGUCCAUGAAGAUUAUACAAUCCACCGGUGUGGUCUAGGUUGUGUGUCACAAUUACACUACCAUUGUGUAUAUUGUUACUCAAUAAAAAUCCGACGUGACAACUUUGUGGCCCACUUGAAAGGCUGUAAGACUGCUAGUAAAUUAACCACCAUUCCUGAUGUGGCUCCCUUAACUGCCAGUACAUCGACGACCAUUCCUGAUGUGGCUCCCCUGCCUUCCAGUACAUCGACGACCAUUCCUGACCUGCCUCCCUUAACUGCUAGUAGGUCCUUCAUAAAAUCACAACCACGAAACUCCCCUGCCUUCCAGCAUAGUUGUUAA